AUGAAGGAACGACACAAGAUAUUGCUGCUGUCAAGUGCGGUUCUCUUUUCAUUUUACUUUGCAUAUGACAUUCCGUCUGCACUGAGCCAUCAUGUGGGAUUUGAGCCGGAGGAUGAGGUUGAGUAUAAAAUAACCUUGCUUUACUCGGUGUAUUCGUUGCCGAACAUAGCUGUGCCGCUGUUCUUUGGAUGGAUAACACACAUCAAUAAGUCCACAUUGGCAAAGCUGCUGUGUGCGUUUGUGUUUAUAGGGCAUCUGGUGUUUACUGCUGGUGUUUGGUAUCACAGCUUCCGAACCAUGCUCGCAGGCAGAUUUCUAUUUGGAAUUGGAGGCGAGAGCUUUGCUGUUAUUCAGAACAAGCUGAUAUCGUAUGAAUUCAAGGGCAAAGAGCUUGGCUUUGCAAUGGGGCUGUUUUCCAGCAUUGCAAGGCUUGGAACUGUUGCAAACUUCCUUCUCACCCCACUGCUUGCAGACACUCUUGGUAGAAUGUUUCCAUGCAUCAUGGGUGUUGGAUUGACAUUCCUUGGUCUGUGGAUAUGCUUCAAGAUCAAUCAUUCUGGAAGAUCCCAUAAGAUACUGAAGCAAAGGCUGCUGGAAAUACAAAAGGCGGGCAAUAAUGCAUCCAAGGAGCAAGAAGAAUGCAUUAAGCCUAUGUUUGAUGAUGCUGCUGGCAGCAUACUUUCUUCGCCAAGAUACUACGAGUAUGCACCCCAUGGAAGCAUCCAAGGUGUUGAUGGAGCAUACGCAACCCCGUUCUUCCAUGACUACGGCGAUGCCAACUACAACAGCUCUUCAAUAAUCAACUCCACGUCUAAUCCGAUUCUGUCCGAAAACCCAUUCCUGCCGUGGGCAAAAAACACAAGUGAAGAAACAACAAUCAAGAGCAGGAUCGAGAAAUCAAAUCCAAAAAUAUUGUUUGAGGAGUCAGGCACUCUUUUCUAUGAGCCAAAAGUUGAGGGAAAGAACACUUGCCAUUCUGCAUUCUAUGUUCUUGUUGCAAUAUCGUUUAUGUUUGCCCUAGUGUGGGCGCCCUUCUACUCUGUUGCGCCGAUGCUAUUCCAGAAGAGAUAUGGGCUAUCUACAAUCUCAUCGGGCAACAUCCUUGCAAUAAUCGAAGGAAUUUCGCUUGUACUGAUCACUUUUACAAGCACAAUAACAGACAUCUAUGGAAUGAAGCUAUGGCUUAUUGCAGCAGGCUGCAUACUUUUUAUUAUGGGGCAUUCUGGAAUAUACUUUGCAGUGAUGUCUCCGCACUUAUCUGCAGUGAUGCUGGGGCUUUCAAGCCCUCUUAUAGCGUGCUACUGGCCAUGCAUCCCGUCUCUUGUAUCUGAAGAAUCUCUUGGAACUGGAUUUGCCACCAUUUAUUGUAUCCUCAAUCUUGCAUUUACGUUUUCUCCAAUAGCCGUGGCGUUUCUUGCAACAGGAGACAGCUCAUACGACAGUGUGGAGGCGUAUAUCCUUGCAAUCGGAGCAUGCUCACUCGUCCUGACAGGGAUUCUUUCAUACCUGAAUCUAAAGCAAUCUCUUGGAUUGAAUGCUAAGCCAGUCAGUAGAGCCGACGAUGACAUGUAG
Ordospora pajunii is the source of this 1572-nucleotide messenger RNA. RefSeq names its product major facilitator superfamily protein. Gene Ontology annotation, molecular function: transmembrane transporter activity. The transcript has a single exon. The record is from RefSeq and is a predicted model, not a curated record. Lineage: Eukaryota; Fungi; Microsporidia; Ordosporidae. The coding region runs from base 1 to 1572 and encodes 523 amino acids. Gene Ontology annotation, biological process: transmembrane transport.